GGCAGGUCGUGCAUCUUCCGGGGACUCCCAGGCUCGCCCCUCAUCACCUGGACCAUCCCCACCCGCCGGGGUCAGCACAGGGCAGCAGCGUUUGGCGCGCACCCAGCCGGGUCCCACCCGACCCUCCUUCCUCUCGCUUCGCCACAGUUGCGUCCCCGAGGGGCCCCCCGGAGCUUGCCCGCUGCCCACGCCCUCGCUUUCGCCGCCGAACCCCCAAGCCGAGGCUCCCGCACGCAGCACCUCCCAGGAGCGCGGCGGGCUGACUGGGCAUGCUCGGGAGCCCGGCCCCGCGCCGUGGGAACCGAGCGAAUGCACUCGCCGGGCCGGGGGUUCGCCGUCCAGGGGCGCGGCGCCCAGGCGGCCGCCCUCGCCGAUGCGCUGGCCAGCCUGCGCCGGACCCGAGCCAGGAUGGCGUCCCUCACCGCCUACGACAGAGAUGUGAGCAGUGGGAGUUAUAACCUGUCCUCCGCAACCACGGGCAGCUACUACAGCUGUGUCAGCCAGAUCACCAUAGGCUACGACGUUGCUGGGCCUGUUGCAAUUGGACUCACCCACUGGAAGAAUCCCUAUGUGCAAGGCAGACCGCCCCUCCCAUCAGAUCUGCCCCUCUUCCUCUCAAAAGAUGCAGGCAUCCCUGUGUACCACCAGUCCUUCACCCGCAGAGCUGACCUGGCCACACCUUUGUCUUGUCCGGCCUCGCUGGCCAUCACCCCAGUGCCUUCCUACAGCAGCAGCAGCCAGGAAACCCUGAGUCAAGACACAACAGGUUUAAGUUUAUCUAUUCAUGGGGCUGAAAAGCGCUUGCAAAUCCAUCAACGGCGAAGUGUGGCAAGCCGCCCAGGCUCACGUCGUCGCCUGCCUGUGGUCAGGCAUUCCUCACUCCCACCAGGCAGAAGGUCAAUAAAAAUGGAGGCCAGCUCUUCUGGAAUCACUAAUGGAAAAAACAAAGUUUUCCACGCAGAAGGUGGAGUGGAUUUGCAAGGCCACCAGCUGGAUAUGCAAAUACAGCCCGACGGCCCAAAGAGUGAUGUGGACUUUUCAGAGAUUCUUAAUGCAAUACAAGAAAUGGCCAAGGACGUCAAUAUUCUUUUUGAUGAAUUAGAGGCUGUCAACAGCCCUUGCAAAGACGACGAUUCUCUCCUUCACCCUGGAAACCUGACCAGUACUUCAGAGGACGCCAGCAGACUAGAAGCAGGAGGAGAGACAGUUCGAGAACGAAACAAAUCAAAUGGACUUUACUUUAGAGACGGAAAAUGUCGAAUUGACUACAUUCUUGUGUACAGAAAAUCCAACCCUCAGACUGAAAAAAGAGAAGUAUUUGAAAGAAAUAUUAGAGCAGAAGGAUUACAAAUGGAGAAAGAGUCCUCUCUAAUAAAUAGUGACAUUAUCUUUGUGAAGUUGCAUGCCCCAUGGGAAGUCCUUGGAAGAUACGCAGAGCAAAUGAAUGUAAGGAUGCCUUUCAGGAGAAAAAUCUAUUACCUGCCCCGUCGAUACAAGUUCAUGAGCAGGAUCGAUAAACAAAUAAGCAGGUUUCGGAGAUGGUUACCUAAGAAGCCAAUGAGGCUGGACAAGGAGACACUGCCAGACCUGGAGGAGAAUGACUGCUAUACGGCCCCCUUCAGCCAGCAAAGGAUCCACCACUUCAUCAUACACAACAAAGACACUUUCUUCAACAACGCCACAAGAAGCAGAAUCGUGCAUCAUAUUUUACAGAGAAUAAAGUACGAAGAAGGAAAAAACAAAAUCGGUCUGAACCGCUUGCUUACCAAUGGCUCCUAUGAAGCUGCCUUUCCUCUACAUGAGGGAAGUUACAGAAGUAAAAACUCCAUUAAAACGCACGGAGCAGUAAACCACCGACACCUCCUCUAUGAGUGCUGGGCUUCCUGGGGUGUGUGGUAUAAGUACCAGCCUUUGGAUCUUGUAAGGCGGUAUUUUGGAGAGAAGAUUGGACUGUAUUUUGCCUGGCUGGGCUGGUACACAGGCAUGCUCUUCCCCGCCGCCUUCAUUGGGUUGUUUGUCUUCUUGUAUGGAGUCACCACUCUGGAUCACUGCCAAGUCAGUAAAGAAGUCUGCCAAGCCACAGAUAUCAUCAUGUGUCCUGUAUGUGACAAGUACUGUCCAUUCAUGAGGCUGUCAGACAGCUGCGUUUAUGCCAAGGUGACCCACCUUUUUGACAAUGGAGCAACCGUGUUCUUUGCUGUGUUCAUGGCAGUCUGGGCCACUGUUUUUCUGGAAUUCUGGAAGAGACGCCGAGCAGUGAUCGCUUAUGACUGGGAUCUGAUUGACUGGGAAGAAGAGGAGGAAGAAAUACGCCCCCAGUUUGAAGCCAAGUAUUCCAAGAAAGAGCGGAUGAAUCCCAUUUCGGGAAAGCCAGAACCUUAUCAAGCAUUUACAGAUAAAUGCAGCAGACUUAUCGUUUCUGCAUCGGGAAUAUUCUUCAUGAUCUGUGUGGUGAUCGCGGCCGUGUUUGGCAUCGUCAUUUACCGGGUGGUGACCGUCAGCACUUUCGCUGCCUUUAAGUGGGCGCUAAUCAGGAAUAACUCUCAGGUUGCGACCACAGGGACUGCAGUAUGCAUCAACUUUUGUAUCAUUAUGCUGCUGAACGUGCUCUAUGAAAAGGUCGCACUUCUUCUGACAAACCUAGAACAGCCUCGCACAGAAUCCGAGUGGGAGAACAGCUUUACCCUGAAAAUGUUUCUUUUUCAGUUUGUCAAUCUGAACAGCUCCACAUUUUACAUCGCAUUCUUCCUCGGGAGAUUUACAGGACACCCAGGUGCCUACUUGAGAUUGAUAAACAGAUGGAGGCUGGAAGAGUGCCACCCUAGCGGAUGCCUUAUUGAUCUCUGCAUGCAAAUGGGCAUUAUAAUGGUGCUAAAGCAGACCUGGAAUAACUUCAUGGAACUUGGCUACCCGUUAAUUCAGAACUGGUGGACUAGAAGAAAAGUCCGACAAGAACACGGGACUGAAAGGAAAAUAAAUUUCCCACAGUGGGAAAAGGACUACAAUCUUCAGCCGAUGAAUGCCUAUGGCCUCUUCGAUGAAUACCUGGAAAUGAUCCUUCAGUUCGGAUUCACAACUAUCUUCGUGGCAGCUUUUCCCCUAGCACCCCUUCUGGCCUUACUGAAUAACAUCAUUGAAAUCCGACUUGAUGCUUAUAAGUUUGUUACACAGUGGAGAAGGCCUUUGGCUUCAAGGGCCAAAGACAUAGGAAUUUGGUACGGAAUUCUUGAAGGCAUUGGGAUUCUCUCUGUUAUUACGAAUGCAUUUGUCAUAGCAAUAACGUCUGACUUUAUCCCUCGCCUGGUAUAUGCUUAUAAAUAUGGACCAUGUGCUGGCCAAGGAGAAGCCGGGCAAAAGUGUAUGGUUGGCUACGUGAACGCCAGCUUGUCUGUGUUCCAGAUUUCUGACUUUGAAAACCGGUCUGAGCCAGAGUCCGACGGAAGUGAGUUCUCAGGAACGCCCCUGAAGUACUGCAGGUAUCGGGACUACCGGGACCCUCCUCACUCCUUGGCACCCUACGGCUACACACUGCAGUUCUGGCAUGUCCUCGCAGCCCGGCUGGCUUUUAUCAUUGUGUUUGAGCACCUCGUGUUUUGUAUAAAGCACCUCAUUUCCUAUCUGAUACCAGACCUCCCGAAAGAUCUAAGAGAUCGAAUGAGGAGAGAGAAGUACUUGAUCCAGGAGAUGAUGUACGAGGCUGAACUGGAGCGCCUCCAGAAGGAACGGAAGGAGAGGAAGAAGAAUGGAAAAGCACACCACAACGAGUGGCCAUGACCAGGUGACAGCUGAUUUCCAGGCUAAAGACCUGAACUCUGUAGAGAUGGCCUAAGUGUGUAAGGUCCUGGUGUCUUUUCUCUCUCCAGGUGACAGCUGAUUUCCAGGCUAAAGACCUGAACUCUGUUCUCUUCUUCGAGCAGUGCAAAAGCACAUUCAAGUGAAUGACUAGCUGUGCACCCACAGUGCGUGCUGCAGACAGCGCUACGUGUGCUGCAGACAGCGCUACGUGUGCUGCAGACAGCGCUACGUGUGCUGCAGACAGGGCGUCAGUGAGGAGAAGACCGAGGUGGAGCCCCGCUGCCCUGAAAUCAAACUGCAGUGCAGCACACAACUGCUAUCUAUCCAUAGACCAUUCUUGACCAAGCAAGCAUGCACGUUAUGGGCAGUUACAUUCUCAAGUUUUUAAAACCAAGGGGGAACUUGUAUACUGGGCCUGUUUUUCAGCCUGUUUGCUACCUUUUUUGCAUUCUCUCCCAUGUGGAUUUUACAGACACUGGGCUAAAAAGGGUAUUUGGACACCUGGACACAUUCCUAGAAUGUCAUCAUGUCCUAAUUCUCCAUCACCAAAUGACACAGACAAGACCCUGUUUACAACUUUUUCUUUCUUUUUUUUUUAAGUUCAGAUCUUUCUGAGAAGAUUAUUCUAUAUGACAUAUCUAUAGCUAUGUGUAUGGCCAUAGAUGUAUUUCUGUGUGUACAUAUGUAUAGUCAUGUAUUCCUACAUAUGUACAUACAAAUGCAGAGAUAUAUAAAGUACAUAGGAAUUCCUUACUUGUAAAUAGCCAAAAAGUACUGACACGAAUGAUAAAUUUUCACAUUUAAACAGUCACCAACAUGAAGCCAUGUUUAAUGCUUGUAUAAUGUGAUACAAUAAAAUUUAAAAUAAAUUUAUGCACAUGGAAUAUUUUAGCUGGCUCUUCUGAUCUUGUGUUUUCUCCUUCUGGAAUAAAAAGUAUAACACAGUGA
Molecule: messenger RNA, 4743 nt
Organism: Meriones unguiculatus (Mongolian gerbil)
Lineage: Eukaryota; Metazoa; Chordata; Mammalia; Rodentia; Muridae
Gene: Ano4
Product: anoctamin 4
Exons: 30
Coding region: 310-3774 (1154 amino acids)
Biological process (GO): chloride transmembrane transport
Cellular component (GO): plasma membrane
Molecular function (GO): chloride channel activity; protein dimerization activity
Source: RefSeq, a predicted model, not a curated record